UAACCUUGAAUUGGAAUCGUACCAACUAUUUUGUUCCCAAACCAUCUCUUCAAAGUAUGGGUGUUGGUGACUAUUUAAAAGGAAUAUACCAUAAAGUUUCUGGUAAAAAGAAACCCGAGAAAGAUGAAAAGCAAAGUGGCUUGGAUGAUCUCAAACAGGAGCUGGAUAUGGAUGAGCACAAAAUAUCUCUUGAGGAGUUGUAUUCUCGAUUAUCUACCGAUCCUGAAAAUGGUCUGAAAAGUGAAGAUGCCAAGGUUCGAUUAGAGCGUGAUGGACCAAAUGCAUUAACACCACCAAAACAAACUCCAGAAUGGGUAAAAUUCUGCAAAACACUCUUUGGUGGAUUUUCAAUGCUUCUUUGGAUCGGUGCUAUUCUUUGCUUUAUCGCGUAUGGAAUUCAAAGAAGUUCGGGUGAUGAUGAUACAAAGGAUAAUUUGUAUCUUGGUAUCGUCUUGGCAGCCGUGGUUGUGAUUACCGGUUGUUUUUCGUAUUAUCAAGAGUCGAAAUCAUCACGUAUCAUGGAUUCAUUCAAAAAGAUGGUUCCACAAGUAAUAAUUGCUAAUUAA
Trichobilharzia szidati is the source of this 566-nucleotide messenger RNA. The record is from the annotation of a GenBank genome assembly. NCBI's taxonomy places the organism in Eukaryota, Metazoa, Platyhelminthes, Trematoda, Strigeidida, Schistosomatidae.